CUAAUUUAUUUAAAGAUUAAAGUUAAUUUAUAUAAAGAUUGAAGAUAAUUUAUUUAAAGAUUGAAGCUAAUUUAUUUAAAUUUUACAGCUGAGUUAAAUACAUAUUAAAGCGUGUAAAUACGAGCCUCGCAACGUGAAGUCCUUAAGAGGCCUCCUCGUAGAGGCUCCGGGCUCAGCGGGUCGACGCUCCGCCUCCAGUGAACAUUACAAGGUAAAUGCACUCUUAAAGCCUCCUUUUCUCCUCCACCAACAGAUAUAAACCGUAAUAACUAUAAACCCUAAUAACUAUAAACUUGUAUCACUAUAAACCGUAAUAACUGUAAACCGGGACGCGUUACCGUGUGAGGCUAAAGCUCGCGCCGCUCUGCACGGAGAGAGAAUUACGGCGAAUCGGCUUUAAAAAACUAAAAUGGCUGAAAAGAAGUUUCAUAGCUCGUGAAACACGGUGACGAGCACGUGGCUCGUACACGAACACGCACGUUUUAACGGCGCGGCUGCAGCCUAAUGCCACGUGCGUGCUUGCGCGUGUGUGAGGAGUCCCUCGUGUCGGUGGUUGAAGGCCGGUCGUCUGGUUGACUAACCCGCAGGUGAACGAGGUCUCGAGAGGGCUCAGGCGGUCUCGAGAGGUCUCAAGAGGGCUCAGGCGGUCUCAAGAGGGCUCAGGCGGUCUCGAGAGGUCUCAAGAGGGCUCAGGCGGUCUCGAGAGGGCUCAGGCGGUCUCGAGAGGGCUCAGGCGGUCUCGAGAGGGCUCGAGAGGGCUCAGGCGGUCUCAAGAGGGCUCGAGAGGUCUCGAGAGGUCUCAGGUGGUCUCAGGAGACCGGAAGUGGAUGGAUUCUUCCGCACCAUGCUCGGUUUACCCGAGAAGCAGCACGACGCUGACUCUGCACCAGCGCUUCUCUCAGGUGCAGGAGGACCAGCUGACCGGGUCCAGGACCUUUGACCCCGUCCCGCUGCAGCAGCCGAAGGGCCGUGGCCCCCCGCAGGUGUUCCUGCUGAUGAAGAGGGAGAGGCCGUCGCGGCUCCACCCGCAGGUGAGUCCCUGGAGGCCGGUGAGAGGGCCCUGUCCACCAGGUGAGUUCACCUCCUGGUCUGUCCCGGUCCAGACCCGCUACCUGUCCCUGGGGGCGGGGCCGCGCUGCAGGAGGAGGAGCGUCUGGACCCGACUGGGCGGACCGCUCAGACCUCCAGGCUUCUGGAGCUUCGUGAACAAGUACCGAACCAGAACCAGCAGAGGACCAGAGAACCUCCACCGUCGACUGGGUCAGCGCCGGAAGAAGAGAAACAUCCGGAAACACAAAGGUCGGACGCACCUGCAGAGGGGCGGGGCCUCUGCCUCCAGGGGGCGGGGCUUCAGCAAGGAGCAGCUGGACGCCCAGCUGGAGGACUACAUGUCCCGGUCCAAGAGCCGCCUGGACGCCCAGCUGGACGAGUACAUGUCCAUGGCGGGACAGGCGCACUGGGCCGAGGGUCUAGUUCUGGACUGGAACGAGGGGGUCUAGUUCUGGACUGAGGGGGUCUAGUUCUGGACUGAGGGGGUCACGGUGUGGACUGUAGAGCUCUAGGUGUGUUUUGUUUCCCUGAAGGCCCCGUGUGACCUUCACUGACCCCGGUGGCUGUGGGACUUCGUUGUGUUUCUGAUGCUUUUGUUCCUAGAAUAUAAAAUGAUGUUUUAAUAAAAGAUGUUUCCUGUUGA
Pseudoliparis swirei is the source of this 1693-nucleotide messenger RNA. Its product is annotated as chromatin target of PRMT1 protein-like. NCBI's taxonomy places the organism in Eukaryota, Metazoa, Chordata, Actinopteri, Perciformes, Liparidae. The transcript is spliced from 4 exons. The record is from RefSeq and is a predicted model, not a curated record. The coding region runs from base 828 to 1499 and encodes 223 amino acids.